AUGGCUUCAUAUCUCCCCACAAGGCUGCUUUGCCAGAUCAACGGGCAGUUUUCCGUCGUCAAUUCCAGGGAUGUGCACAUUGAAAGCUUCGACAUCUUAUCGUAUACCUGGGGUGCACCGGAACCAGAAUGGGAAUGCGACAUAACAGGCGUGGAUUGGGUACUAACGAUAGCGAAAGAUAAAAUGAAAGACAUCAAGAGGCUGAUGAUAAAGGAAAACAUCCAAUACCUAUGGGCAGACUGCGUAUGCAUCAAGCAGACUUCGCCUGCAGACCAAGCUAUCGAGCUGUCCCGGAUGUUUGAGUAUUACAAGAGCGCGGAAAGAUGCCACAUCCUUCUUGAUAUGCCCGUUGUGUGGGAUCCACAGCAGAUUGUGGAUGACCUCAAGUUUCUCGAUCACGUUCGGUCGCAUAUGAAAGGAUCGGCGCUCGCGGCGGGCGCACCGGGUCUCAUGCCGGAUCAGAGAACGCGACUCCAGGAGUGGGCAGAUGCGACCUGGGCGUUUGAAAUACCAAAGAUGACGGUCAGGACAGCUGCAAUCGAUAUGGGUGUGCUAAACUGCUAUGCCACGUGUGUCAACCACGUUCAGUCGCUGUUCCAUAAUCCCUACUUUACACGGGUAUGGACAUUUCAAGAGAUGAUUCUUGGCAAGAAUGUUGUCAUGUGGGCAAUAGAUCGCCAGGAGAUAUCGCGCAUUGGCGAACUCCAUACAUGGAUGAGUCUUGCCAUAGAUUCGCUGGAUUUGGCACUCAAGCUGCAAGAGUGGAUCGAGGAGUCCAGAUGGAUCAACAACGCAACCAUUGAGGCGGUCCUGAGAGUCAUUGAAGAAGAUGCGUGGACGCUGAGUAGUCUCCGUCAGCAAGUCAAAGGCAUUGACAGCGCGAGGACUGAUAUCAUCAAUGGAGGACCAAACUGGUGGCAUGACAAUAAAAAAGGUGUUGCAAAUAUCUUCUCAGCGAUUUCCUUGACCCCGCGAAAUUGCGGAAAAGCGCACGAUAUAUUUCGAGGCCUUCUGGGUAUCUUCAGUGGAUUAUUCACCAGUGAAGAGAUCGAGGCACAGCUUUCGGGAAAAGAUAUGGGGAAGAUGUCAUUUAAUUUCUUCAAGCAACUCUCCAUUAAAACGGAUUGGGCGUGGACCAAACUCGCAAUCAGUAGCCGCGAGCGAGGAGAGUGGGAUUGGAUUCCUGUAGCUGAAAACGACAGCGGCAAUCCGACAACAGAUUGCUUCGCUGGAGUCAUUUGUCUAGGAAGACUAAAAGCCAAGGGCCAGGCAAAAUCUUCUGCAGUAACCGGAGUCAAAGGGAGUCCGAAGAAGUACAUGAAGAUUCGUCUGGUUCCAAACACCGAAACUACGGGUUGCAGCUUCAUAUUCAGAGGCUGUAACUGUGGAAAGAAGUUGAAGAAGGGCUUGUUUUCCAAAGAGCUUAUCGAGACCAACGACCAACCCAGGGAUGUGGUAAAGGACGAGACUGGUAAGAUACUGGUUCAAUGCGCGACCAUACUGGCAAGCAUCAUGGAUCCGAGCAGCGACAUUGUGGAGUACAGACGACGGUUGCUUCAUAAGCUACGGCCGAAUUGGAGGACGACAGAUCCAUGUGCGAAACCCACAUCGUGGGAAGACCGAUGUGUCAGCGGUACCACUUGGGAGAAGCCAUCACCACAAUUUUUUCGAAGCCAUAACAGGUCGGUGAACUACCGCAUGGUCGACGUUACCGGUUUCGAAUCUCGGCUGUGGAAUGAGAAUACAGAGAAGAUAUCCUGUGAAGUGCGGGUGAAUUGCGGUUGUACAAUCACUGCUCCAUUUGCAAUGAUUUUCGAGGCACUUACAGUUAUCGAAGGAAGCUCUUUAGGCGAUACAUGCGCGGAUCGUGAUGACGACGAUCGCAUUACCCUUCAAGAUGGCCGUGGACUGGUGCAGAUUGGUGUCAUAGGGAACACAUUUGAUCUGCUAGGUUUCGGGGGAAGUGUAGAAGCCUACAGGUCGUAUGCAGCCUCUUGUAAGAAUCUGAAGCCUAGCAAGCCCGUGAUUCCAAAGAUACCAUGGCCUAUGGGACGGGCCCUUGUCAGAGAAGAGUUUGCGCAUGGAAUCAUGGCUCAGAUGCGCGAUUACGGGUAUAUUAGGACGGGCGGUUCGGGGAAUUUGCUGAUUAGUCGCGACCACGUCAUGGACCGGUAUAAAAUUAUCGGGGUGUGCAUUGAUGAGUAUAUUGAGAAUGAGAAGGGUAACAAGGGAGUGACGAUUCGAUGA
Bipolaris oryzae ATCC 44560 is the source of this 2247-nucleotide messenger RNA. RefSeq lists its product as uncharacterized. The transcript has a single exon. The record is from RefSeq and is a predicted model, not a curated record. NCBI's taxonomy places the organism in Eukaryota, Fungi, Ascomycota, Dothideomycetes, Pleosporales, Pleosporaceae. The coding region runs from base 1 to 2247 and encodes 748 amino acids.